AUGGGGCCGCCGCUCAGGCCCGCGCCUGCUGGGCGGCCGCCAUGCGGCCCGCGCGCCCCGCCCCGCCGCGCGCUUCCGCCCCGCACUGCGCACUUCCGGCGCGCCCCUCCCGCUUCCGGCCCCGCCCCGCCCGGUUCCGGCCCCGCCCCGCCCGGUGCGGCCCCGCCCCGCGGCGGCGGCGGCGCCAGGAUGAGCGGGAGGCGGGUGGACGCCAAGGUGGUGCUGCUGGGGCAGGAGGGGGUGGGCAAGAGCAGCCUGGUGGAGCGCUGCGCCCACGGCCGCUUCCGCGCCGGGCCCUACCAGAACACGAUCGGAGCCGCUUUUGUGGCCAAGGUGAUGACCGUGGGCGACCAGACAGUGACCCUGGGCAUCUGGGACACGGCGGGCUCGGAGCGCUAUGAGGCCAUGAGCCGCAUCUACUACCGGGGAGCCCGGGCUGCCGUGGUUUGCUACGAUCUCACCGACAGUGGCAGUUUCCAGCGAGCCAAGUUCUGGGUGAACGAGCUGCAGAACUGUGAGGAGGGCUGCCGGAUCUACCUGUGCGGCACCAAGAGCGACCUUCUGGAGGAGGACAGGAGGAAGCGGGGCGUUGACUUCCACGAUGUGCAGGACUACGCUGACGAAAUCAAAGCAGACCACUUUGAGACCUCCAGUAAAACGGGCCAGAGCGUGGAUGAGCUGUUCCAAAAGGUGGCUGAGGACUACGUCAACUUCUCCGCCUUCCAGGUGAUGACAGGGACCUGCCGGGACCCACACCUGGCACCAGCAGCUUUGGUGGUGUGGAUGUGCCAGCAGCCUGCCGCUCCUGCUCUCUUCCAGAGGACAAGGGUGUCAAUCUGACCCAGAGGAACAGUCCCUACUUCUACAGCUGCUGCCACCACUGAGCCCCUGUGCCAAAAGGGAAUCACUGCUGCUGCCGGGGCAGCGGGCGCGCGUCGGACUCCUCUGUUUUUUACCUGCUGUGUUUUAGCUGUUUGGGCCUGUCUGCCCACAGGACUGCUCUCCUGGCACAGGGCGGCACAGGGCUGCCACGCAGUGCUGGAAUCAUGGACUGUCACCCUGGGGACCCCCUCCUUGCCACCUGUGGCAUUUGUGGCAGCUGUGGUGGCCCAGUGGUGGCCAGUAACUUAUUCUCUCAGAGAUGCUCGAUUCUUUGCAGAUUUAUUUAAGCCUUCUCUUGAGGUGUACAAUGUAAAUAAAACGCGUUGUGGUCUGAGCCGUACCCCUGCA
Molecule: messenger RNA, 1230 nt
Organism: Prinia subflava (tawny-flanked prinia)
Lineage: Eukaryota; Metazoa; Chordata; Aves; Passeriformes; Cisticolidae
Gene: RAB24
Product: RAB24, member RAS oncogene family
Exons: 8
Coding region: 1-840 (279 amino acids)
Cellular component (GO): Golgi apparatus; endosome
Molecular function (GO): GTP binding; GTPase activity
Source: RefSeq, a predicted model, not a curated record